AUGCUCGGACGUUUGAAGGACAGCGCUCGUGCCCAGAGCACCCUGUCGCUGAUUCUUCUAGCAGACAACAAGCACUACGAAUCGAUUGAUCUCACGAAACUCUACGAGAGCGUGCUAAAGCUAGUAAUCUUGGAAUAUUGCAACGAAGCCCGAUUUCGAACCCCAUUACCACGUCCUGCUCCAUCUCCUAACGUUUCGGCCGCUUCCUCCAACUCUUUAUCGUCAUCACUGUCGAAGUUCUAUAUGAAAUCACGUAGUCUGGAUUCCAACAAGGAUGUGAAGCUACCAGCCAAUUUCUUAGCCAACCUCGAAAAACGGCUCAAUCGUAUCGCCUUUAAAAAGGAAGGUCAUCUGCUCGAUGAUGCCACCAGAAGAUCGUUUCUCGCCUUUUACAACGAACUCUUGAAGCCAUCGUUCAAAUCUGAGCUCGAGAAGGUGAACAAACCAGAAUAUGUGGUUAUGAAAUUCGUAGCCCUCGCCAAUAAAGAGCUUGUCAAAUUGGAUACAGUUCCACAACAUGAUAUCAGCGUUGCUGUCUUCAAACAGGAAGAGACUUUCGUACAACAAUUGAUCGAAUUGGUGACUAAGGAUAAAGAUAGUGAAGCAAUCAUUGAAAGACUCCAGGAGACAAGGGACUCUCUAAAGCCAACUAAAGUGUCGCUGUCGACCUCGGCCAUGGGCAACCUCUCAAUUCUGGACUCAAAUGCUCAGUAUCCGAAGCCUUCGUUCCGUGUAACAGACAUGAACAUGUCGUGGAUCGAAUUGCUUCAGAAAUUGUUCUCAUUAGAUCAGGUCAAGAUCCAACAGGAUGUGUUCAGAUUGAAAGAUAUUGCCCAAGAAAAGCCUCUUCAGAAAGAUAUCCAACAAGUGCUCUUUUUUUUAGACAAGAAUUUGGGCCUGUUCGCACCGGAAAGCUUCACUUCAAGAGAUGCCUACCAAAGUUGGAAAGAAAGACAGAUUGCGUUCUGCGAGCAACUCCAAAAGAAAUACCAAGUACCACCUGCAAUGAAAUUACUACCGAUUCCACCAGUGCCCGAAAAAGAGGAUUUCUACGUGUUUCCCAGAACGACGUUGACCAGACUGUAUUUUGUUAUCAUGAUAAAGCUUUGUCUAGAAUUAGAACUCAAGGAGAAUCCCGGUGCAAUUUCUGAUCCCGAUAAAACUAUCUUUUCCAAAGCUGAAAUAAGCUUGCUCAACGUCUGUGCCAGAGUAUGGCGUUUAGACUAUACAACGAGGUCGACGGCUAUCUUCACUGCUAGCCAUUUAUCGGGCGUCUUGAAAGAUAAGUUAAUGCCUGUGGAAAACGCUAAAGAUGUGGGACCGAUCGAUCUUGGGGCAACCAUAAAGAUUUUCCACUAUUGCAAGAAGAUUACCGAGGAUGGUGUACUAGAUUGGGAUGCCAAAGAUACGUGGUCUUUGAGAGAUCAAGAUGAAUGGUUUAAGAAUUUGACCUUUUCAUAUAAUCAAGCUAUGUUUUCUAUUAAAGACUGUCUCCAGAUGAUCUGUAGUAAGACUGUUCGUCCCAAGUUUGGUCCAUAUCUUGCUAUAUUGGGAGACUAUAUUGAGUCAGACUGUUUAUUUCGCAGAGUGGAGGAGUCUGGUUUGGUUAGGAAAUGGGAAAAGAAACUUAGUAAGUCACUCAUAAAUGUAGCUGGUGCUAGAUACGCUGAAUUGGUUGGAAUAGUACCCAGAGACGAUACGCUUAAUAUUCUGCAUGUUCUUGAUAUUUCUGAAAACAUGGUCAGCGAUAUCAGGACUCUUCAGAAACGGUACAAGAAUCCAUUGUUGGGGUUCCUAGACGUUUCUCGUGUCGUUGCAGCUGUUUUGACUACAAUGUAUUCGGCAGACGCCAAACAUAUUCUCGAUCAUAUCAAAGCGUACGCUGCAAAUAGAGGGGAAUUUAUACAUUAUGGUGAUGCAAUGGAGGCAUACAAAUCUUUGAGCGAGAUACGGUUUAUUCACAAUCAAGUUAGCGAACCUGAUUCUGCAUUUAAAUUUAAUUUGGAAAACUUCUUCUACCCGUAUCUUGAAUCUUGGGCAGAUGAAAGCGGUCAGAAGAUCUACGAUAUCGUUAAUCGAUCUAUUGAAAUGGACUCUUAUGAACCAAUUGACUUGGAAAGAGAUGAUAAGAAAUAUAGUUCUUCAGUUUUGGAUAUGUUUUCACUCAUUAAGCAAUUCUUAAAUAUUUUAAAGAGUUUGAAUUGGGCUAAUGAAUAUCAGCUUGCAAAGGUAUACACAAAGUUACUCAAGAGUAUAUCCGAUGGAACAUUGCAUUAUGCGAAUAGCAUUACAGAGAAGAUUAUAAAAGAACUCGAUGAAGAGGAGCAGAAGCGACUCUUGCAGUUACAGGAGGCAAAGCUUGACGCUAAAAAGGGUGGCGCUGGGGGUUGGUUGAAUGAAGUGAAAAGUGUAGUGUCAAAUAUCCAGAACAGUUCGAAUAAAUUGGAUUUGGAAGAACCUUAUAAUUUCAAACCGGAGACUUGUGUGGCGUUGAAUAACUUGUCGGCAAUGAUGGAGCAAUUGGCUAGAUUGGAAGACGUUUUGGAUCCAGAGCAAAUUUCCAAUUCAGUGAGUUCUUAUGAUCCAAAGUCCAAAAAGAGCUACCUGAGUCAUGUGGUUUCAUUACGUUUAAUUCGAGCAGAGAACUUGAAAACUUCAAUUUCUGCUGUUUCUGGAGCCCCAUCAACGUUGCGUCCAUAUGUUACAUUGAUAGAUACAGCAGCAAGAAAGACGAUAGGAAAAACAAGAACUAUGAAUCAUACCACUGAGCCUGAGUGGGAUGAAGAAUUUGAAAUGAACUUGCAUCCAAAUACGUCAUUAACAAUCUCUGCGACUGUCUGGGAUGAGAAAUUUGGAACUCAUUCACUUUGUGGGAGAGCACUUAUCCAAUUGGACCCAAGAAGAUUUAAACAUGAUGGUAUUCCUCAAGAGAUUUACUUGGACUUGGAUACCCAAGGUAGGUUAUUAAUUGAAAUUGCGGUAGAAAGUGAACGUGAAGAUGCUGUAUUUGUUAUGGGCAGAGCGUUUAGAACCCUUAAGAGAUCCCAGGAGAGAUGUAUCAAAUUGAUUGUGGAGAAGUUUUCUCGAUUUAUCCAUUACUGCUUCUCAAGAUCCAAUUUGAGAUCAAUCUGUGGAAACAAUGGGAACCUUAAACCCACAGAAGAGCAAGUUCAUGAUGCCAUGAUGCCUCUAUAUGAUUACUUGAAUAUGAACUUGAAGGUUCUUGCCGAGUACUUAACAAAUGAACUUCUUCUAAAGGUAAUGCUUGCAGCCUGGAUUGUCGUCCUUGCAAGUGCGGACGAGUUAUUGCUUCCCAAGCUAGCCAGUGCAAAGACGUUCCAACUCACAGCACAAGCUCCACCUGCAGCUUCAGGCUGGCAAACUGCAGUUUCGUCUGCUGUCGCCAACAUCACAAGUUCAAUCGGAAUCAGUGGCUUUGGAAAGAUGCUCACUAACAAUGAACUUGAAACGGUAUUUUUGUGGCUCCACUUUCUUUGUAAAGAAUUCUUCCACAAUGAUGGCUAUGGUCUACCUAUGCUGGAUUUAAAAAAUGAACAAUAUCAAGCAUUGCUUGUGUUACCGGUUUACUACGAUAGUAGACUAGACUACUUAGAGCAGGAAGUUGAUAGACUUUCACCAGCUUUUGUAUCUGCCUUAAGAAACAGAAACAAUUUCGACAACGAUGCUUCAUUGCCAUCUAUCAAUGGUGCACAGAAAGGGCUUUCUCGAGCUGGAAGCUUGAUUCGGAGUAAGACUAUUAUGGCUAAUGCCACAUCAAAAUCGAGAGAAAAGGCUAUGAGAGAAGCAAGAGAAGCGAGAUCGGAAAUAGUCACUCAGACAACUAUUGAAGAUAUCAUUUUGAGAAUCUUAAUCAUCAAGGGAGAACAAAAGUACGUAGCCAAAAGACUCGAUCAGAGAGAGAAGUUGGCACAUAGUAUUGCAACUCAACGAUUAGCAAGGGAAGCCGCUGAAGGAAGAUUUAGGUAG
This is a messenger RNA of Scheffersomyces stipitis CBS 6054, 3987 nucleotides long. RefSeq lists its product as uncharacterized. The transcript has a single exon. The coding region runs from base 1 to 3987 and encodes 1328 amino acids. The record is from RefSeq and is a predicted model, not a curated record. NCBI's taxonomy places the organism in Eukaryota, Fungi, Ascomycota, Pichiomycetes, Serinales, Debaryomycetaceae.